UCAAUACGUGUACAUUGAGAUGCACUAUGAUAAUCCAAACAGACUAUCAGGUGUAGUUGAUAGUUCUGGUGUGACAUUCUAUUACAUUGAUACACCAAGGGAGCAUGACUCUGGUAUACUUGCAGUUGGACAUGCAGUGAACCAAUACAUGAUAAUACCUCCUAAAGCAAGGGAUUACACUAUUUAUAGCUUCUGUCCAACUGAUUGCACUACAUUAUUUCCUCAAGAUGGGAUCCAUGUUUUUGCUAAUUUGCUUCACACUCAUUUGCUUGGUGUAAGCAUUACUCUACAUCAUCUGAGAGCUAGCAAUCAGUGUAGAUCAGGAAGGGGCAUUGAAGAGCUUAAACCAAUUGAUAGCAACCCGGUAUAUGAUUUCAACUUCCAAGAGACAGUGCAUAUUAAUGAAGUUGUCAUUAGACCAGGUGAUGGAAUUAUGCUGACCUGCACAUACAAUAGUGAAAAUCGAAACACAGUAACAUUGGGAGGGGAGAGCACUUAUGAGGAAAUGUGUCUAUCAUUUCUGAACUAUUAUCCAAGGAUGGGAAUGACUGACUGUUAUAGUUUGUCAUAUCCACAAAGUUUUACACAAUUCUUAUCAAGACACUACAGUCAAAGUGAAAUUGCUUCAAUUUUCAGUAAUAGUCGAGAUAAUGGUCUAUCAAGGUCUGAAGUCGAUGAGAUAUUUAAUAAUAUCACUUGGACACACGAGGAAACUGAAGUCUUAGAGAACUCAGUCUCAACUGGCUCUCAAUUUUCUUUUUGCUAUGGACCUUCAGUCUAUGCAAAUAGAACACAAAAUGUGCCAUCUAUUGGUUGUCCUUAUGAAGCACCUCCUGUAAUGCUGGAGUGUCCUGACUCUGUUGAUCCUACCAGUGGUGCUGGUGGUGCUGUGUCAUUGAUUACUCUCUCAGUCACAGUGCUGCUCUUUGCUAUGAUUGCAAUGAUCCUCAUUUAAUUAACUCUUUCUCCUGCUCCUUUUUUGCUGCUUUAUUAUUGAACAGGGAUUGGAAUUUUUCUGCCCUUUUUAGUAUUCAUGCCCUUUUCAUUCAUUUGUGCCUCUUUUCAUCUGCUGCAUUUUUAAUAAUCAAUUAGUCUAUGCCAAUAAUAAUUUUAUGUAUGAUACUGAAAUCAUGGUGUUGUGUGAACAUAAA
This is a messenger RNA of Amphimedon queenslandica, 1151 nucleotides long. RefSeq names its product DBH-like monooxygenase protein 2 homolog. The record is from RefSeq and is a predicted model, not a curated record. Gene Ontology annotation, molecular function: dopamine beta-monooxygenase activity. The coding region runs from base 20 to 955 and encodes 311 amino acids. The transcript has 8 exons. Lineage: Eukaryota; Metazoa; Porifera; Demospongiae; Haplosclerida; Niphatidae.